Molecule: messenger RNA, 963 nt
Organism: Rodentolepis nana
Lineage: Eukaryota; Metazoa; Platyhelminthes; Cestoda; Cyclophyllidea; Hymenolepididae
Source: the annotation of a GenBank genome assembly
AUGAAUGUCACAUUAAAGAUAGCAAAAAAGCUUCAGAAGAUGAUUGAUAAUGAUACAAUUAACGAUGAGCUAGCAUUGCAAUGCUUGCAUCGUCUACAAGAUACCGAUAUGAAUUUGGACAUUCUCACCAAAACCGGUGUCGGUAUUCUUAUCAAUACUCUCAGAAAAAAGUCCACCAACACUCAGAUAACGACGCUUGGUAAACAACUUAUAAAGCAGUGGAAGAAACUCGUUCCGGGUGAGAUUUUCAAACUGAUCCUUUUCGCAGAUUCAACACCGACAAGUGGAGGGAAGCGAUCCCCACCUGCAUCUGGAGAUGAUUCUUUGCAAUCAGCUCCCUCAGAACCAAAGCGUGUUCGUAGACCGCCGCCGGAUGACGAUGAUCAAAACAGUAAUCACGCCCCGUUCACUUCCAAGCCACCUGAAUCUGAAAACAAGGGUUAUUUUGUGUCUAAAGCUCAUGAUACCGAUGAUGUCGUUCGUCUAAAAGCUCGCGAAAUGAUCAAAAAGGCCCUCGAUAGCAAACCACCACCACCCGGAGCUUUUGAGUCAGGCUACUUAGCAACGGAGAUUGAAAGCGCCAUUUUCAAUAUAUUCAAGGAUAACGGAUCGAAAUAUAAGCAACGUAUUCGAACCCGGGUAAUGAAUCUCAAUGAUGAGAGAAAUCCGGAUCUGCGUCUCAAUGUUUUUAUGGGUCAUGUUAAGCCAGAGCGAUUGGCCAGUAUGACUUCUGAUGAGAUGGCGAGCAAGGAUAUGAAAUUGCUUCGAGAAAAAUUUAUUAAGGAAACCAUUGACGACCACCAAAUGGCGCUUACUAGUGGUACGCAGUCCGACCUUCUCACCUGUGGAAAGUGCAAGCAGAAGAAUUGUACUUAUAAUCAGGUGCAAACGCGAAGUGCUGAUGAACCUAUGACCACUUUUGUGUACUGCAACAACUGUGGCAAUAGAUGGAAGUUUUGCUAA